AAAUUGUUGGUUUUGUGGUGUUAAAGUUAUAGAGACAAUUGAUUUCUUUAUAACUAUGCGAAGACCAAAGCAAUACAAAUCAUAGCAGGUCACUUGGACAGACCAGUAUGGAUGGGGAGAGGAAGAAGAGAAAGAUGGAUGAUGCAGAAGCAGAAGAAGAUAAUGAAGAAGAGAAGAUGGAGACGUUCUUUGCUUUAAUCAGAAGUACUCGAGAUAUCAGGGAAAGGAUGGUUAUGAGCAAUGCAGAUAGGUUAAGGUUAGAGGAAGAUCAGAAGAAAAGGGCUAAUCAUGAUCAGAACAAGCCCAGUGCAGUUUGGAACCCCACAUUCCAGCCCGGAGAUUUCAUGGAAGAUCAACCAGCUCAGAAGGAGUUAUGCACUCCUCCUCCUCCUCCGCCUCCUGGUAUGAUUAUAAACCAAGAAGAAGCAGGCCCUUCAAAUUCAAGGAAAGAAGCUGAUGUAGCUCAAGAUCAAGAUGAUCAUAAAGCUGGAGGUGAACACCAUCAUGACUUGGACCUCAAUCUUUCUUUGUAGCACAUUUUGAUUAAAUGGUAAUAGUAGGAAAUAAUUUUGAUUAAUGUGCAGUAGGUACAGUACCUAUGGCAUUAGUUAGAAGUUUUUGAGGUGUAGAACAAAUUUUAAUACUACACUUAGGUUUUCAUAUUAACAUACUUUAGCUCCA
Messenger RNA from Coffea arabica (coffee), 681 nucleotides. RefSeq lists its product as uncharacterized. The record is from RefSeq and is a predicted model, not a curated record. Gene Ontology annotation, biological process: regulation of systemic acquired resistance. Lineage: Eukaryota; Viridiplantae; Streptophyta; Magnoliopsida; Gentianales; Rubiaceae.